Molecule: messenger RNA, 1527 nt
Organism: Entrophospora sp. SA101
Lineage: Eukaryota; Fungi; Glomeromycota; Glomeromycetes; Entrophosporales; Entrophosporaceae
Source: the annotation of a GenBank genome assembly
AUGUCAACAGACAUUGUCAAUAAUUCAACAAGAGAAGAAAAACAUAAUCAUUCUUCUCGAGGUUCUUUAAAUCAUCAUCAUAGCAAAGACUCUUUUGAUGGUUAUACCAAAAAUAUAAAAUUAUCCAAAGAUUAUCCAAAUGUAGGUGAAUUGUUAUGGGACCAAGGUAGAAUUUAUAGUGACGUUAAGCUUACUUUUGAAGAUAAUGGUGUUUUGGCUAAAAAAGCUGGCAUUCCUAUUGAAUUAAGGCUUCAUUCAAUAGUACUCUUUCAAUCUCAAUUCUUCAAAGAUCAAUUAUCAAAAAACUCUUCUUUAUCAACAUUAAUCUCAAGAGAAAAACAAAUAAUAGUUAAGUUGCCUUCGCGAGUGACUGAAGAGGAUAUGGUAAAUUUUUAUUGCACUUUGAAAUUGAUGUAUACAAAAAGAUGGGAUCAUGAACUAUCCGAUAAUCUAUCCAAGGGUGUCGGUUGUUUGUCUGUUUGUUUUGAGAUUGGUUAUUCUGAAGGAAUUGAAAUUUGUUGGAAAUGGAUAAUUAGAAAAUGUAAUCAUGAUAAAAAUAAAGAAAUGGUUAAAAGACUAAUUGAAGCAUAUCCUGAUUUAAAUCAACAAUUCAACAACAAUACUAAUAAUAUUAACCAUUUAACUAUGCCCUCUUCAACAUCAUUAACAAAAACUGUUUCAAGUUCUUCAGCAUCAACAAAUAAUUCCUCUUCUUCAUUAACAAAAAGAAAUAGUUCUAUCUUACAAAGGCGUACUUCUCGUAGAAGUAAAAGAUCAAGUACUUCUAGACGUAAUAACAAUUUUGGUGGCAGUAAAAGCAACAAAACAAUUGCUUCAAUUGCAUCCGCAAUAACAAAUAUAUCACCAAACAAUGUUGUUAGUGACACAUUAACAUCAAAUUAUCAAUUUCCAUCAUUGCCACCAUCUCCCCCACCAACAAUUUACGCAAAUUCAAAACUUUUGAAAUUUUGGAUUUCUAAAUUUGAAUCUUACGCGACCUCAGCAAAAAGAUCAUGCCAAAAAUUAUCAAAGGAAUUCAGAGACGAUUCUAGAUGCUUUCCAUUUUUAGAAAGUUUUUAUUACAUGUUCAAUUCAAUAGUACAACUUGGUCAAUCGAGAAAAAUAUCAUCACCUGAAGCAUUAGAUUUCACUUUAAGAAUGUUAAAUGUUAUAAGGAUUGAACAUAACCAUUUUCAUACUUUACAUGUUAAUAACAACAACAAUAGUAACAGUGGUACUUCAACAAUAAAAUUACCGCCAAUAGUUUUACAUAGAUCGUUAGAUGAACCAUUAUCAGAAUUAAUAUCUACUGUGUUGGAACCUUUAGAACAGAAAUAUUUGUAUGAACUUGAUGAACAAAUCAUUCGUGAACCUGGUUUAUUGCAAGGUUCCAAUAUAAGUCAAGUACAUCACAUGAUUGUAGGCGGAAAAAUGGAAAGUCUUAUGAAAAAUAUUUUAGAAAAACACAAUAACAACAAUAAUGAUGAUGUUUUUGAUGGAUUUGACGAUGUGCAAAUGAAUUAUUAA